This is a messenger RNA of Spathaspora passalidarum NRRL Y-27907, 2411 nucleotides long. RefSeq names its product putative hydrolase (gene NIT2). The record is from RefSeq and is a predicted model, not a curated record. NCBI's taxonomy places the organism in Eukaryota, Fungi, Ascomycota, Pichiomycetes, Serinales, Debaryomycetaceae. The coding region runs from base 1259 to 2152 and encodes 297 amino acids. Gene Ontology annotation, molecular function: hydrolase activity, acting on carbon-nitrogen (but not peptide) bonds, in linear amides. The transcript has a single exon.
CAAUUCAAGAAGAUUUCUUUCUCUAUCUUUUAUUUUAUCUACUUUUAUAAAAUUAUCUUUUGUUAGUGAUACAUUGGUACCUAAAUAUAUAGUUUUAUUUGAUACCACGUAAAAUACCUUAUCUAAUUUAUAUCUAUCAUCCUUAUCUUUUAUAUAAGUUAAAUACAUAGAAUCGCAUGGAUCUAUUAUCUCUUCGGUUGUUUUUAGUGCCAAAAAUCUUUGAUUUACGCAUUCAUUGUGUUCUUCUGCAUAUAUUCUGUCUUCUUCAUUAUAAUAAUUUACUGCCAAAUUUCUAUAUAUAACAUCAGUAGGAUAAUAUAAUGCUAAAAAUAUAUCAUUUUCAUUUUCUAUUUUUAUUGAUUUUGUUGGGUACCUUGUCGAAUACAUUGUCUUUUCAUUUUUAUCUAAAUAUACAUAGUUUUCUAAUGUAAUAAAAUCUUUUUCUUUUCUUUUUACUUUUAUAUUUUUAUUUACGUUGUCAUAAUAUAUAAUUCUUUUAUGUUUUAAAUUCAAUCUUUCUUUAUUUUUACAGUAUAUUCUGAGCAUUUUAUUUUAGUGGUUAAAAAUCAAUUUUGUGUACUGGUUGAAAAUUUUUCCCCAUAAUUCCUCCCGGUGGCUUUUCGCAUUAUAUGGAGAUAGCCGAGAUAAUUUAAAGUUUUUCAAAAUUUCAUGCCUAGCAGCAUACUGAGCAGAAUCUUAUUUCUGCUCACUGAAAUCUUGAUGCAGUAUAGCCCUAACUCUCGUUUACCUUUCGAACGUGCAUGAAUUAUCAUUUUAGUACAAUUAACAACCAACACAAUGUUUCAAUUGCAGAGAAAUUAUAAGUUUUCAGAAGAACUGUAGGUACUAAUUUUGACUUAGUAUUAUGGCUGUUUUUUUAAUGUAUUCUAAUUGUAUAAGGAAGCUUGAACAAUCCAUGGGUUGGCUAAAUAAGGUACAGUUAUGAAUAUCAAUAAUUAUCUCAUUGAUGCUUCUGUACGUGAUUCCUUUUAGAAAGUAUGAGCUAAUGGAAUUACAUUUCAAAGUACAAGCAAGUGCUUAAAACUAAGUAAAUACAUCCAGGAACUUCCUGUUGUCUUUAUUAGAUCCAUACGCACACUCGCAAGCCAAGUCAGCUUGCUUAAAUCAAUAUAGAACAAUUGUGAAAAUGUGGCGUUGGAGAAAUAUCAAUUCCUGCACAAUGGGUGUUUAGAAAUUUAUUUUCGAAGAAAAAAACAAAAUUGUAUUUGCUUCGUUCACUAUCACCUACAUACAUACUAUGACAAUCAAAGUAGCAGUUGGCCAAUUAUGCUCAUCAUCCAAUCUCAGCCACAAUCUUCGCACUGUAGUUAAACUUCUUAAACUUGCACAAGCUCAUAAUUCACGAAUCCUUUUCCUUCCAGAAGCUACCGAUUACCUUCUGCGUAAUGCCACCCAUUCUAAACAACUUAGUCAUAAUGUUCAAUCUCAAUUUCUAACUCCAUUGCUAGAGCAAAUUAAAGAAUCAAAUGGAAAGACUUAUGUUUCUAUUGGGGUUCACUUGCCUGGACAAGAACGGGUGCGAAACAUGCAUUUAUUAAUCAAUCCGUAUGGUGAGAUCAUCUCUAGUUAUCAAAAGGUUCACCUCUUUGAUGUUGAUGUACCCAAUGGCCCCAUAUUAAAGGAACUGAAAUCAGUUGAGCCAGGGAAUGAAAUCGCAAAGCCAAUUGAUAUCGAUGGAUUCAAUAUUGGACUUGGAAUCUGCUACGAUAUACGAUUUCCGGAAUUUGCAUUAUCCUUGAGAGAAUCAGGGGCGCACGUGCUUACUUAUCCAAGUGCAUUUACGACAAGAACAGGCACAGAUCAUUGGGAGUUGCUUUCCAGAGGAAGGGCUGUAGAUACCCAAUGUUUUGUGAUCAAUGCAGCUCAAUGUGGUACUCAUGAUGUCAAUGCUGAUGGAGAACUGCAAGAUAGCGAUGUGAAACGAAUCAGCUAUGGUGAAUCAAUUAUUAUUGAUCCUUGGGGGAAAGUACUUUCAAGAGCAAAAAAAUAUACUGAUGAAUUAAUAAAAGAUGAGGAAGGUGACUACUAUGAUAUUAUCUAUGCGGAAUUAGACAUUGAUAGUUUGACUAAAGUUCGGAAGAAUAUGCCCGUUAUGCAGCAUAGAAAACCAUCCGUAUAUUCCGAAAAUUAGUAUAGAGAGUUUUGUAAAAUAGUCAUAACCAUACGUCAUUAAAUGAGUUUCUUUGCCUCUAUUAUGAUCAUACAAAGUACAGCCACCUUUAAGUUUUGUGUUAAAAUCUCGGACAUUUUGUUUGUGCACCACUGGUGACGUAUUUUCCGGCAGAUAAGCUGAUUGGAUCGAGAUAAAAAAAAAUAAAAAAAAAAAUAAAAAAAAAAGUCCCGUGACAAAAAAUCAGAUCAUUUCUUUCUCUACAAUGGUCUUAUAGUUU